Molecule: messenger RNA, 2777 nt
Organism: Oncorhynchus kisutch (coho salmon)
Lineage: Eukaryota; Metazoa; Chordata; Actinopteri; Salmoniformes; Salmonidae
Exons: 8
Coding region: 248-2014 (588 amino acids)
Biological process (GO): zymogen activation
Cellular component (GO): plasma membrane
Molecular function (GO): serine-type endopeptidase activity
Source: RefSeq, a predicted model, not a curated record
CAUGGACAUGCUGAUACCAGAAAGUGUCUAGAGAAGAUCACACAUUGAUUGACCUUUUCUACAUGGAGUUAUUAUUGCCAGAAAAUUGUAAUUUAACUCUCUAUUUUGGUUCAUCAGAAUUUUGUUUUGCUCAUCCAUCAUAUUGUAACUUAAAAGCAGUUAAAUCUGGGGGUAAAUAUUGCAAUAGUUUACUACCAAGUGUUGGUAAGAAUCCUAGCUGACAUUGGAGGACAUUACAAGGAUAAAGAUGGUGACAACUCUACUGUUUAUGGCAUUAGGUCAUCGAUUAGUGUUAUCUUCAUUGGCAGCUGGUGAAGAGAUCAGGCUGGUCGAUGGCACUAGUCGCUGCUCGGGGACAGUAGAGAUUCUUUACAAGGGCCAGUGGGGACGAGUGUGUGGCCAGAAGUGGGACGUAAACGAUGCCAAUGUGGUGUGUGGCCAGCUGGGCUGUGGGAGAGCUGUGAGUGCCCAAGGUAGUGCCCACAUAGGUCAGGGUAGUGGUGGCAGGCCUACUUGGCUGGAUGAUGUUGGGUGUAAAGGCACUGAGAGCUCCCUCACAGAAUGCUCACAUGGAGGAUUGAAACACCAUGACUGUUUACAGGCUCAAGAUGCCAGAGUUGUCUGCUCAGUUAAACCUAAUAUCAGACUGGUCAAUGGGAGUGACCUCUGCUCUGGGAGGGUGGAGGUCUAUCAAACUGGACACUGGCGGACCGUGUGUGACGACGUGUGGGACUUGAAUGAUGCUGCUGUGGUUUGCAGACAGCUUGGCUGUGGGAGAGCUGAUAGUGCCCCAGAGAGGGCCUACUUUGGUCAGGGAAGUGGGCCCAUCUGGCAGGAUGAUGUUGGCUGCUCUGGCACAGAGUGCUCCAUCACACAGUGCCCACACACAGGAGGAGGAACACAUAACUGUAAUCAUGGUAACGACGCAGGUGUUAUUUGUUCAGGGGUUGUCUUGCAGAAGCCUACACUCUCCACAGACCCGUCCUACUCUGCCUUCUUGCAUGGAGAGGAGGUCCAACUCACCUGCACUCUUCCAUGCCGUAUCCUCUGUAAUGCUGUGGAGUUCAUCUUCUAUCUGAAUGGAGACUCCAUCAUGACCGUGACCGUUGGAUCCUCACAGCCCAGGGCUACUUUAACAAAGUUUAAGACAGACGCUUCACACCAGGGCAGUUACAGCUGUCUCUACAGAACCCACUCCAACGGCAAAGCCAUCAGCUCCCCUUACAGCAACAUUACUAAAGUGGUCCUGCUACAGCCCAACAUCUCUCUCAGUCCUCCAAAUGGAGGGAUGUUCUGGGGACUUCAGGGGCCAGAGGUGACCAGGGGCCACAGCUUCUCCAUCAUCUGCUCCAUUCAGCCACAGUAUCCCGGAGGCCUCUUCUAUCUGGACUUCUCUGGUUCCAACAGAACAGAGACUACGCCAGCAGUCAACCACUCUGCCUGCUUCCACUUCCCUGUUGCAGAGUAUAAAGACCAGGGGAAAUACAGCUGCAGCUAUGGAGUCAACAUCUCCACCUGGUCAUUCAGGUCGGCUAAUAGUGAACUAGCCGUCACCAUUAGAGCCUCUAUGGUCCCCAUCAUUGCCUCUGGAGGGACUGGUGGGCUAGUAUUCCUGUUUCUGCUUCUGCUUGUCAUCUGUCUCGUCAGCAGGAGGACCAGGAGGAGCAGCAAGCCAUCUACAGAGACUGACCAGAGAGAAUGUACUGACAACAGACACAGAGGGGAGGACAACGAAGAGGGAGAGGACUAUGUGACUUUUGAAAACGUCUGUUACGAGAGAGGUCUGGAGAGAGGGAAGAGGGAAAAGAAGAAUGAGGAGGAGAAAGGGCACAGCUAUGGGAAAUCAGAGGAUGUCUAUGACAACGGGGAGGGAAACACUCACAGAAAGGGUGUUUGUGGGGGGUCUCAUGAAAAAAUGAACGGUGACGAUGAUGAAGAAGUUUACGUUAAUGUCUCCGCUCAGGACAACGCUGUAACACAGGCAGGCGCGUCAGCUGGGUACAGCUCAAGAUAAAAAAAUAAAAUAAAAGUAGGCUGCAAAAAAAAAUGGCUAAAAUCAUUCCAAUCCUGCAUUAAAAUGCAACAGCUGUUUAGUGUAUCGAUUGGCUGGCUUUGGGAACAUGCAGACAUUUGCUUGGCGAGAAGCUGCCAGCCUGUGUAUGUUUCUCUCAGCAUUGAGCAGAGACAUGUUAGGGAAGAUUCAGAAUUUGUUGGUAACAUAUGUAAGAUGUUUUUAUAUUCAUCAAAUGUGUGUAAGUUACUUCUCAUCAGAAUGGUAUUUUUGUAUAAUGCUGUGGCGAGGUUGCAGUUAUCUGUUCUAUGUCAAAACUAAGUUGCAUGGGCCACAGAGAGGGGAGAGGUCAAAGUGUCAUCAUGUGUAAACAUAUCUUUUACUCCCUACCUUUUUCUAGUGUAGAAAGGAGGUUGGCAGUGUCUGGAAUCAUUCUCAUGCUCCCUUUUAUCUUAACCUAUAGCCUCACUCUCCUCUCCGUGAGCUUGUCCAGGUUUGGUUGUAUUUAGAGUUGGUUGUAUCUAAAUGACAAUUUGAUAUAUGCCUGUUGAUUUGGAGGAUUGGUUUAUGGUUCUGGGGUUUGGGAAAGGAGACAAAGCUGAACGAUGAAUUAUGUCUAUGCUGUCUGACUAUGUGUGAUCUUUGCUAUAAAGGAUCCCAUUUUGCCAUUGUGGGGGGACUCUCAACUUUUCAUUAGAGAUACUGAACUGUUGAAAGUCAAAAUGCUAUAGAGCUUAUAUAAUUAAAGAUGGACUUUUAUAACUAA